Messenger RNA from Aplysia californica (California sea hare), 2310 nucleotides. RefSeq names its product cholinesterase. The record is from RefSeq and is a predicted model, not a curated record. The coding region runs from base 1 to 1773 and encodes 590 amino acids. Lineage: Eukaryota; Metazoa; Mollusca; Gastropoda; Aplysiida; Aplysiidae. The transcript is spliced from 11 exons.
AUGACCGGCGGACCUGACGUAGUGACGUGUCAAGCUGUCAAGGCGGCAGAUCCUGGCCUCACGUCUGCUGUCACAUCUCUCACUUCCGGCGGAUCGCGCGGGAAUUAUUCUCACCUCACUUCCGGCAGGAGGUGCGUCUGUCCUGAAGACUUUGAGCCAAAGGGCCGCAACUGUGGGGUCGGAGUACAGAAAAGCGCCGCGGGAAGUCUCCGCAAAAAGGAUAGCGUAGAUCUGCAGCGUGAAGUCAGCUUACCCAUCAAUUUGGUGGGAACUGGUCAGGUUGUCCCGUCAUGUUUACUCAUCAGGGACUUAUACACUUGGGUGGUGGGUAAUGUCACUGUCAUCGUGCUGAGCAAGCACCGGCACCGACAGCGACAUGUCAAGUCAGAACGUCCAUCCAGCACUCGUCUAGCGGUCAUCGUCUUUGUCCACGGGGGCAGCUACCAGAAUGGCAUGGGUGCCAUGGUGGACGGGUCCGCACUGGCCACGCAUGACGUCAUAGUGGUCACCUUCAACUAUCGGCUGGGCCCCCUGGGUUUCCUAGAGACUGGAGACCACGCCUUCCCCGGUAACUACGGACUACUGGAUCAGGUACAAGCCUUGAGAUGGGUGCAGGAGAAUAUCCACUACUUCGGGGGAGACCCCACCCGGGUGACUAUAGACGGACACAGUGCGGGGGGUUGUAGCGUGGGGCUCCUCAUGCUCAUGCCUAUAGCUAGAGGUCUGUUCACACGUGUGAUCCAGCAGAGUGGCUCUCCUUUCGCCGACUGGGCAGUGACGAGACAACCAAGCACCCCCAACUUCUACUUCAAACUCUUCACCGCGGCCUUGAACUGUUACGGCAAUGGCACGGCGGAGGUCAAGGAAUGUCUAAAGAAAGUCCCGUCUGACGUCAUACACAGGGCCAUACUGAAGCAGUUCCAGCAUCCGGUGUCGCUGGUGCCCCAGUUCAGGCCGGUGGUGGAUGGUCACGUCAUACCAGACACACCAGAGAGGCUGGUGGCGCACGCGCACGUGGAGGGGACUGAGAUACUCACGGGAACGACGUCAGAUGAGGGACUUGUUGCUGCAGUCCCUAUUCUCGAGAAGUACGGAAUACGUCAUCAUGGCUUACGGCGCCUCCUGGCAGUCAUGAGUGUCUUCAGCGUGGACCUGCCAGAGAUCAAAAGCCUCAUGGGUGUGGUCCACGGGGCAGAGUUAUUCUACCUGUCCGGCUACCCGAUGACCGGCCAUGACAAUUUCCGCUACGACAAAAGGGACCAAAGAAUGGCCUCUAUGAUCAUGCAAAUGUGGGCCAAUUUUGCCAAAAACGGAUUGCCAUCACUUGUCCCCAAAGAAGAUUUCUACAUGCCGCCCUUCACCCACAACAAACCUGUCUACACCAAAAUGACCACAGUAGAUGGAGAGGUCAAAAUGGCAGUUGAAGUUGCCUUUAAGCCGGAGAAAAUGGCCUUCUGGAAUAAGCGAGUCCCGAAGCUUUAUCUCAACCAGCUCCGCCACGACGCCCAUCUGCUAGACGAGACUCCGCCCGGAAACACAGGAAGGAUGGGAAGGGGCGGAGCUUCAGAGGAAAAUGACCUACCAGACGGCGUGGUGCGCAGGGCACCUACUUACGUCACAACACAUCCUUCUAGCAGUUGGAUUUUGAUCGCUGCUUGUAUAGGGCUGUCUCUUCUUACUGUGUUGUUGUCUGUGUGCUAUUGUCAAGUGAGAAGACAGAUGAAAACAUUGAUACGACAGAGUAGUGUGGGAAGUGGGCAGGCAAUAUUGUAGUUAUUGUAGUAGUUGUUAUGGAAUCUCAAGAUUCUUUAUAUGUAUUGGAGUCAGAGUACACAUCAUGUCUCAGCUCAAAAGGUCAUGAAGUGGGGGCUAAAACUGCUCCUUCCUCCUUGCGCUGGAGAAGGCGAGUUUUUCCUAGUCCUUCUUUCUUUUGCUAAACGUUUUCCACCGUUUGCACAGAGAAAUUGAGUUUAUUAAUACACAUACCUUCGCUUAUUUGAUAUGAAGAAAUCUAAGUCCGUUAGGUGGUUUCUACUCUUUGGCUACAUCGCCGACAUCAAUCCUGUAAUGUCCUUGAUCUAGAGACAGAAAUUGGUCGCUUUUAAGCAGAAGGGGGCUGUCCCGAAAAAUGAUGUUUUGAGAAAGUCCACGGUAAAGUUUUUGGACCCAUGAUAUCUUUCUUUAAAAGACAAGGAGGGUUUUCUCUAUAACUAAACAAAUCUACAUAGAUUUACAUACCAAUGAAAGCAAACUUCUCCUAUAGGUAGGCUAAUGCCCACUUUUGGUGUAGGUCAAGAUUUCUGGAAACCC